AUGUCAACCGGCUCCUCAACCGCAACCAUCGAGCUCCAGAAUGCUCCUGUGCACAAGCUCAAUGGCCCGUCUCCACUAGGCGAACAGCAGCCUUCGGACAAUGCAACAGGCCCUUCUUACCCAGGCAGGACGCUUGGUAAUGCAAGUCCCCGAGGAAGCAAAGACGAGCCUCGCGGUUCCCAGGAAAUUAUCUCCUCCCUGCCCGUCCCGACGACCGUAUCACACACCGUCGAGAGAUGGAACCAGUCGCGAGCGAACGUCUGCCGCGUCCUCGCCGCCUUCUGGUCGCUGCUCGUCAUGGGCAUGAACGACGCUGCCUACGGCGCCGUCAUUCCGUACCUCGGCACCUACUACGGGCUUGAGUACACCCUCGUCUCGCUCAUCUUCCUGUCGCCCUUUGUUGGGUACAGUGCUUCUGCCAUUCUCAACAACACCCUCCACCAAAAGUUUGGCCAGCGCGGCAUCGCCGCCCUCUGUGCCGGGUGCCACAUCGUCGCGUACGUCAUCGCUUCGCAGCACCCGCCGUACCCCGUCCUCGUCGUGGUCUACAUGCUGGCGGGUUUUGGCAACGGGCUGGGCGAUGCCGCCUGGAACGCGUGGAUCGGGGCUAUGGCUCAAGCAAAUGAGCUCCUGGGUGUGAUGCAUGGCUUCUACGGCGCCGGCGGCGUUUUCGCCCCGCUGAUCGCGACGUCCAUGAUCACCAAGGCAGGCCUGCAGUGGUACCACUUCUACUACGUUAUGAUCGGCGUCUCCACCAUUGAGCUGGUCACCGGGCUGGCGGCCUUCUGGAAGGCCACGGGCAAGGUGUUCCGCGACGCGCACCCAAAGACCACGGACAGCGCCGGCAACUCGAGCCUGCGCGAGGCGCUCUUCAGGAUGCCCGCCGCCCGCGUCACGUGGCUGUGCGCAGCCUUCUUGCUGUGCUACGUCGGCGUCGAGGUGGCUCUUGGUGGCUGGGUCGUCAAGUUCAUGAUUGAGGUUCGGAACGGCGGGGCUUUCGCGUCGGGCAUGACUGCCACCGGCUUCUGGCUUGGUAUCACGGCCGGACGGGUCGUCCUCGGCUUCAUCACGCCCAUGCUCGGUGAGAGAUUGGCUCUCAUGAUUUAUCUGCCGGCGGCCAUGGGCCUCGAGCUCCUCUUCUGGCUCGUCCCGCAGUUCAUCGUCUCUGCUGUUGCAGUGGCGCUGCAAGGGUUCUUCCUCGGCCCCCUGUUUCCGGCCGUGGUCGUCGCCGCCACCAAGUCACUGCCCAAGCACCUGCACAUCAGCGCGGUCGGCUUCGCUGCUGCUUUCGGCGGAGGGGGUGGGGCCGUCCUGCCUUUCGCUGUUGGUGCCAUCGCCCAGUCCAAGGGCGUCGGCGUGCUCCAACCUAUCAUCUUGGCAUUGCUGGGAGUCUUAGUGAUGCUCUGGCUGGCUCUGCCCAAUUUCAACAAGAAGAAGGAGUAG
Messenger RNA from Diaporthe amygdali, 1443 nucleotides. RefSeq lists its product as uncharacterized. The transcript is spliced from 3 exons. Lineage: Eukaryota; Fungi; Ascomycota; Sordariomycetes; Diaporthales; Diaporthaceae. Bases 1 to 1443 code for a protein of 480 amino acids. Gene Ontology annotation, molecular function: transmembrane transporter activity. The record is from RefSeq and is a predicted model, not a curated record. Gene Ontology annotation, cellular component: membrane. Gene Ontology annotation, biological process: transmembrane transport.